Messenger RNA from Hyaena hyaena (striped hyena), 1074 nucleotides. RefSeq names its product C-C motif chemokine ligand 28 (gene CCL28). NCBI's taxonomy places the organism in Eukaryota, Metazoa, Chordata, Mammalia, Carnivora, Hyaenidae. The transcript is spliced from 2 exons. The record is from RefSeq and is a predicted model, not a curated record. Gene Ontology annotation, molecular function: chemokine activity. Bases 143 to 559 code for a protein of 138 amino acids. Gene Ontology annotation, biological process: cell chemotaxis; positive regulation of cell-matrix adhesion. Gene Ontology annotation, cellular component: extracellular region.
CCUUAGUCUCCUCGGGCCGCUUCUCCGCGAACGUUCUCUUCCUGCGCCACGCGCACCACCCACGGGCUAACAGAAAAGCCGCGGGGCCUCGCGAGUGGCACCAAGCCCGUGGCGCACCCUCAGAGGCCGGGAGGGCGGCAGGAUGUGGCUCCGCUUUGCCGCAACAGGCACCACCCGCUUCUCGUUGCCGCCGCUCUUCCCCUCCUCCUCGUCCUUGGGCCCGGGCUCCGGUUCCAGCACCAAGUCUCCCGCUCUCACCCUCCUGCUUCGUGGCCGCCAUGACCGCAGACACGUGAGCGCAACGGCCGUAAAACGCCGCGACGUCGCGCUUUUGCUCGCCGCCCCGCCGCCCUAUCUUUGGUUUUGCCUUCACGUCCGGCGCAGGAGGCUCUGCGUCAGCCCGCACAGUCACGUCAUUAAGCAGUGGAUGAAAGAACAAGCGGCCAAGAAGAGCGCUAAAGGCAACCUCUGCCACAGGAAGAGCCAGGCCGGCAAGGGCAACAGUAAAGGGGCGCGUCACGGGAAACCCGAAACCCGUGGCCAUCAGACUCCUUAUUAAAGCGUUUACAAGUGAAUCCACGUGGACAAUUCCUGAAGUGAACUUGGCCAUCGGUUGCUUAUAAAUGUAUCACGUGAAUGUUCCUUAUUGGGAGACAACAGGGCAGAACAAAAUAUGUUUUUUAAAGGAGCAAUUAUACAGGAUACAAAUGUAGCCAAUAAUAUACUCAUCUGAAAAUGAAAUGAAAAGAUAACACUUACCUUCACAUAAUGUUUUAAGAGCAGCAUACAGAUAGAAUUUCUCCAACAUUUUUAUUGGAAAGGUUUGCAAACCUACAGAAAAGUUGAAAGAUUAGCACAAUAAACACUCGUAUACUUUUCGCCUAGAUUAAUAAUCGUUAAUACGUUGCCACAUUUGUUUUUUUUUCCUCUCUUUGUGUGUAUAAAACGUUUUAUAUAUAAAUAUGUAAUUGUUUUGCUAAACCAUUUGAAAACAACUUGCAAACAUCAUGAUACUUCUAAUUUUUUUUUAGUGUUACAACUUGACAUCCCUUAAUAAAGACAUUUUGUAUAUAA